AUAAACCUCCACCUCGCCGGCGGCCAUGGCGUUCUCCGGCAGGAUCCAGGAGCUCGUGAGGAAGUAUGGCAAGGUGGCCAUUUGCGUCCACCUAUCCGUCUCCUGCGCCUCCAUCGCCGGCCUUUACGUCGCCAUCAACAACAACGUCGACGUCGAAGCCGUUUUCCGGAGGUUCGGUAUCUCCCCCGGCGUUACCGUAGGCGGCGAGGCCUCACCCGCCCCCGUUUCCCGCGAUGAACACCUGCGCGACGUCCCCCUGCCGCCCAUGGCCAACGAGGUACUGCAAGAAGAGACGGAGCGAGAGCGGCAGCCCCGCAACAGGACGAUGGAGCUCGUGGCGUCAAGUGGCGGCGCGUUCGCGCUCGCUGUCGUCUGCAACAAGGCACUAUUCCCCGUGAGGGUCCCCAUCACCAUCGCGCUCACGCCGCCCGUCGCCAGGGCCCUAAGCCGCUGGAGGCUCGUCAAGAGCUGAUCUGUGUUUUUUUCGUCACAACUGCUCUGGGAUAUAGGGUGCAUCCACAUCCAGGAAAUCCAGAGAGAAAAUUCGCCGCGGUUUGUUUUUUGUGGUCAUGGAUGAAAGCUGAAAUCCCUGGAGCGAAGUCUCAUGUUGAACUCCCCUUUGUUCAUCAGUGAGGUGUGAAUCCCUGGCAGAACGCCCUGCUGAUUUUGUAACAUGAACACAAUGGCUUGGGGACAAAAUAAGAACUGCGAUCGAAUGAUUGAUACAAGAAGCUACGUCUACACUCGC
Molecule: messenger RNA, 748 nt
Organism: Zea mays
Lineage: Eukaryota; Viridiplantae; Streptophyta; Magnoliopsida; Poales; Poaceae
Cellular component (GO): mitochondrion
Source: RefSeq, marked provisional